Messenger RNA from Acanthosepion pharaonis, 2559 nucleotides. The record is from the annotation of a GenBank genome assembly. NCBI's taxonomy places the organism in Eukaryota, Metazoa, Mollusca, Cephalopoda, Sepiida, Sepiidae.
AUGAAAAUCCGCUUAGGCCAACACACCCUGGCAGAAUACACCCUCCCUCUUCUGUGGAUGGACAGACUACCAAUGACUGUGACACAGAUACUAGCAUCAAUGGCUGAAGACAUCGCCCUGAACAAACUGGCUGUCGUUUGUGACAGGAUUUUUCCACAUUCGCCCUCACCAACACCAACCGGCCCUCAACAGCAGCAGCACUCGUUAGCCCUAACCAACACCAACCGGCCCUCACCAGCAGCAGCAGCACUAGUUACCCCUCACCAACACCAACCGGUCCUCAACAACAGCAGCAUUACCCUAACCAACACCAACCGGCCCUCACCAGCAGCAGCAGCACUAGUUACCCUAACCAACACCAACCGGUCCUCAAAUAACAGCAGCAUUAGUUGGCCCUCACCAACACCAACACCAACCAGCCCUCACCAGCAGCAGCACUGGUUAGCCCACACCAACACCAAACACCAACUGUCCCUCACCAGCAGCAGCACUACAGCAGCAGCACUAGUUAGCCCUCACCAACACGAACUGGCCCUCACCAGCAGCAGCAGCACUAGUUACCCCUCACCAACAGGUCCAAGAGCAGGUCCUCACCAGCAGCAGCAGCUAGUUAGCCCUUACCAACACCAAACCCCCCUCACCAGCAGCAGCACUACAGCAGCACUAGUUAGCCCUCACCAACACCACACCAACCAAACACCAGCAGCCCAGCAGCAACACCAACCCCCCUCACUAGUUGCACUAGUUAGCCCUCACCAACACCAACCGGCCCCUCAACAGCAGCAGCACUACCCUCACCAACACCAACCCAGCAGCAGCACCCUCACACCAGCAGCAGCAUUAGUUAGCCCCUCACCAGCACCAAACGGCCCCUCAACAGCAGCAGCACUAGUUAGCCCUCACCAACACCAACCGGCCCUCACCAGCAGCAGCACUAACCGGCCCUCACCAGCAGCAACCGGCCCAACAGCAAACCCCCCUCACCAAGCAGCAGCACUACACACCACUACCAACCGGCCCUCACCAGCAGCACCAACCCACCAACCGGCCCCUUCCCAGCAGCAGCACUGGUUAGCCCUCACCAACACCAACUGGCCCUCAAAGCACCCUUCACCAGCAGCAGCAGCACUAGUUAGCCCUCAACCACCAACACCAACCAGGCCCCUCAACAGCAGCACACUACCCUCACCAACACCAACCGGCCCCUCCCCGGCAGCAGCACUAGUUAGCCCUCACCAACACCAAACCAACCACCCCUCACCAGCAGCAGCACUAGAUAGCCCACACCCACCAAACGGUUCUAAACCCCCCUCACCAACACCACCAAGACCAACGGCCAGCACCAGCCCAACACAACACAAACCUUCACCAGCAGCAGCACUAGUUAGCCUCACCAACACCAACCGGCCCUCAACAGCAGCAGCAUUAUUUAGCCCACAACAGCAGCACUACCAACACCAACACCAACACCACCCCUCACCAGCAGCAGCACUAGUUAGCCCUCACCAACACCAACACCAAACACCCUUCACCAGCAGCAGCAACUACCCCAACACCAAACCCCCCUCAACAGCAGCACUAGUUAGCCCACAACACCAACACCAACACCAACCGGCCCUCACCAGCAGCAGCAUUUUAGCCCAGCCCAACAACAACACCAACACCAAACCCCCUCACCAGCAGCAGCACUACCCUCACCAACACCAACCGGCCCCCUCAACAGCAGCAGCAUUAGUUAGCCCUCACACCAACACCAACCGGCCCUCAAACACCAACUGGCUCCCCGCAGCAGCACUAGCCCUCACCAACAAACGGCACCAAGCACCCCUCAAACUCCGGCCCUCACCAGCAGCAGCACUGGUUAGCCCCUCACUCACACCAACCGGCCCCAAACCCCGCACCAACACCAACCGGCCCUCAACAGCAGCAGCAUUAGUUAGCCCGCACCAACACCAACCGGCCCUCAACAGCAGCAGCACUCAACCAACACCAACACCAGCAGCAGCACUAGUUAGCCCACACCAACACCAAACGGCCCCCUCACCAGCAGCAGCACUAGUUAGCCCCAACACCAACAGGCCCUCACCAGCAGCAGCACUACCCACACCAACACCAACACCAACAGCAGGCCCUCACCAGCAGCAGCACUAUUUAGCCCUCAACACACCCCUCACCAACACCAAACCCCCCCAUCAACAGCAGCAGCCCCCUCACCAACACCAACCGGCCCCUCACCAGCAGCAGCACUGGCCCUCACCAACACCAACUGGCCCUCAACAGCAGCAGCACUUUGCCCUCACCAACACCAAACGGCCCUCACCAGCAGCAGCACUAGUUAGCCCUCACCAACACCAACCGGCCAUCACCAGCAGCGGCACUACAGCAGCACUAGUUAGCCCUCACCAACACCAACUGGCCCCUCACCAGCAGCCCCUCACCAGCCGCCAACAGCAGCAGCACUGGUUAGCCCUGACCAACACCAACCGGUCCUCACCAGCAGCAGCACUAGUUAGCCCUCACCAACACCAACCGUCCCUCACCAGCAGCAGCACUAGUUAG